Messenger RNA from Rotaria sp. Silwood2, 1806 nucleotides. The record is from the annotation of a GenBank genome assembly. NCBI's taxonomy places the organism in Eukaryota, Metazoa, Rotifera, Eurotatoria, Philodinida, Philodinidae.
AUGUCAUCAAGUGAUCUACUUAGUAGUACACUUAAUUGGCCAGGAAAAGGUUUAUAUGGACUCAAAAGUAGUGUUCUUCAAACAACUGAAAAUAAUCUUGUCAAACAAAACAUCGUUUCAGAUCAUAUGAGAAAUCAUUAUCGUCGAUUACAUAGCGCACGAUCUGCAGUCGAUUCUAAACCACCGAAAGCUAUGAUAUUAGGUCAAAAAUGUCGAGAUCGAGCUCGAAAAGAAAUGGCACAAAUGGCAUAUACACAAAAUAUACUUGGUCAAUUUUCAAAUGAAAAUCAACAAGAAACAUCACGUACAAGAGCAAGCCAAAGUGCACGUUCACGUCGUAUUGUACAAUCACAACCAACAACAUCUCGUGCACGUUCACGAAGUAUUGAGUCAUCUCGUAUGAUGACACGUUCUUUAACAAUGAACAGUUCAAUGCAAAAUAUUAAUCAAAAUAAUCCUAAUCAAAGUGAUAUUGCAAAUAAAUUAUUCGGCAAUGGUGUUAUAUCUCAAGCAUUGACUGCUAUGGCUGCUUUAGGUAAAAUGACAUCGACAGCACGCAAUAAAAGUAGUGCUGAUGUUCUUGAUAAGCAUCCAGAUUCGUUUUCUCAACCAAACCCAAUUGAACAUCAACCACGCUUAGUUAAACGUGAUGGUUCAUCAUUUUUACGAGAUAAUCGUGCAUAUUAUAAUCCACCAAGAAAAACAAAAUCUCAAACAACUAAGCAACAAUUAAAUACGCAAGAAAUUAUUUUUGAUGAAAAUAAACAAAAAGAAGAUGAACAAUUAGCACUUAGAGAACAAUUAAAUAAAAGUCUUGAACUUCGACAAAAUGUAGAAAAAAAAAUCAAAAAAGCUAAAGCAACAGCAAUGACAAAUCCAGCAAUAAGAAAACAAUCUGAUGCAGUAUUGAAAGGAUUUGGUUUGACCGAACAUGAACGUUUACAAUAUGUACGAUUUAUGCAAGAAAUAACUGAUGCAAUUAUACGAAAUAAUUUAACUACAGAAUCUGCUAUUGAAAAAUUAUUUGAAAUACAUAUUGAUCGUAAUCGAGGAAAACUUAAUGAAAAUCGUUUACGUGAUCUUUUAGAAGCAUUAAAAGAUGAUCUUGGUGUUCAAACAUCUCGAAAAAUCGAUACAUAUUCUUCAGUUAAUAAAGCUACUAAUUAUGACAAUGAACCACUUCCAUCGCAAACACCUAUUACAACACGAGAAGAUUCAUUAAUAUUAACUCCAAAAACUCCAUAUGAUGAUAAACGACGUUCAUCUUAUGAUAUUAAUGCUUUAUUACCUUGGGAAUCAGAAAAUAAUAUUGAUAAACAACCAAUAAUAGCACAACGUAUUACAGAAAAAUCACAAAUAAAUACUUUAAAUAAUAAUUAUAAACAAAAUCCAUUAAAUGAUGAUUAUUUAUUUUCUCCUUCAUCAACAAAUAUUAAACCAAAACCACGUUUAUCACUUCAAACAAAUACUAAUGAUCAUCAUCAAUUACAUGAUCUUCCAAAUACACAAACAACUGAAUCGGAAUCAACUAUUCCAAUGAAUUUCAAUGAAACAUUUCAAAAACCUAUGAAUGAUUUACAUGAUGUUGAUUGGCUUGUAGAUUCACAACCAGUUAAAACAACAAAUCAAAAAAGUUUAUCAUAUGAUAUUGAAGAACAGCAUAUCGAAGAAGAAGAAGAAGAAGUAGUUAGUGAUCAUGAACGACGAAGUCCAUCACCUGAGCUACACAAUCGUCCAGAAUUGAAUACAUAUGGUAGCAAUGAUUUUGAAGAAAAUGACAAUGAAAUUGACAAUUCCGAACCAUAA